Acanthisitta chloris (rifleman) is the source of this 2432-nucleotide messenger RNA. RefSeq names its product RNA binding motif protein 5 (gene RBM5). Gene Ontology annotation, biological process: mRNA splicing, via spliceosome. Gene Ontology annotation, molecular function: RNA binding. The annotation marks the transcript as partial. NCBI's taxonomy places the organism in Eukaryota, Metazoa, Chordata, Aves, Passeriformes, Acanthisittidae. The record is from RefSeq and is a predicted model, not a curated record. Gene Ontology annotation, cellular component: nucleus. The transcript has 22 exons.
CGGGAGCGGGAGCGCAGGAACAGCGACAAAUCCGAAGAUGGAUACCACUCCGAUGGCGACUACGGAGAGCACGACUACAGGAACGACAUUAACGACGAGAAGGAGAGUAAAACCAUCAUGUUGCGUGGGCUGCCCAUCACGGUCACGGAGAGCGAUAUUCGUGAGCUUAUUGAGUCCUUUGAAGGUCCUCAGCCUGCAGACGUGAGGCUGAUGAAGAGAAAGACAGGUGUAAGCCGUGGUUUCGCCUUCGUGGAGUUUUAUCACUUUCAAGAUGCUACCAGCUGGAUGGAAGCCAAUCAGAAAAAGCUGGUGAUUCAAGGGAAGCAGAUUGCAAUGCACUACAGCAACCCCAGGCCUAAAUUUGAGGACUGGCUUUGCAACAAGUGCUGCCUGUACAACUUCAGAAGGAGGCUAAAAUGCUUCCGCUGUGGAGCAGACAAAUUCGAUUCAGAACAGGAGGUACCACCUGGAGCAGCAGAAGCUGUUCAGUCUGUGGAUUAUUACUGUGAUACCAUCAUUCUCCGAAACAUUGCUCCUCACACAGUAGUGGAAUCCAUCAUGACUGCCUUGUCUCCGUAUGCAUCUCUGGCAGUCAAUAAUAUUCGUCUUAUCAAAGAUAAGCAGACUCAGCAAAACAGAGGCUUUGCAUUUGUGCAGCUGUCUUCUGCCAUGGAUGCUUCUCAACUGCUGCAGAUUUUACAAAGUCUUCAGCCACCAUUAAAAAUUGAUGGCAAAACAAUUGGUGUUGACUUUGCAAAGAGUGCCAGAAAAGAUCUGCUUCUCCCAGAUGGUAACAGAGUCAGCGCCUUCUCUGUGGCAAGUACAGCCAUUGCUGCAGCUCAGUGGUCAUCCACGCAGCCACAGACUGGAGAGGGCAGCACCCUUGACUACAGCUACCUCCAGUCAGGACAGGAUGGCUACACGCAGUAUGCUCAGUACUCCCAGGAUUAUCAGCAGUACUACCAAAAUCAAGGAGGAGUGUUGGACACAGACUCAGCUACCAUAUCAGGAGCUCCGGUCACCACCACCACAGCUGCAGUUGUAUCCCAGAGUCCUCAGUUGUAUAAUCAGCAGACAAACUCACCUGACUCUCCGACACAAUCAGCACCACCUACCACUAGCACUCAGGCACAGGCGGCUGCUCCGACUGGCGUGGUGCCUGGAACCAAGUACGCUGUCCCUGACACUUCCACCUACCAAUAUGAUGAAUCUUCAGGAUAUUAUUAUGAUCCUAUAACAGGGCUCUACUAUGAUCCUAAUUCCCAGUAUUACUACAAUGCCUUAACCCAGCAGUACCUGUACUGGGACGGCGAAAAGGAGACGUACAUGCCUGCUGCAGAGGGUGUCACGUACCAACAGACAGCUACCACAACCACCACCAAAGAAGUUAAGGAGAAGAAAGAGAAGCCUAAAAGUAAAACAGCUCAACAGAUUGCUAAAGACAUGGAGCGUUGGGCAAAGAGUUUGAACAAGCAGAAAGAGAACUUCAAGAAUAGCUUCCAGCCGCUGAGUACCAGGGAGGAGGAGCGGAAGGAGUCAGCAGCUGCGGAUGCAGGCUUUGCUCUCUUUGAGAAAAAGGGAGCUCUGUCUGAGAGACAACAGAUCUUGCCAGACGUGUUGAAAAAUGGGGAUGAUGAAAAUCCACUGAAGCGUGGCCUUGUGGCUGCCUACAGUGGUGACAGCGAUAAUGAUGAGGACUUACUGGAAAGAAUGGAGAAUGAGGAAGAGAAGCUGACUGACUGGAAGAAGAUGGCUUGCCUGCUGUGCAGAAGGCAGUUCCCAAACAAAGAUGCCCUGAUUCGGCACCAGCAGUUGUCUGACUUGCACAAGCAAAACAUGGAUAUCUAUAGGAGAUCAAAGCUUUCUGAGCAGGAACUUGAAGCCUUGGAGCUGCGUGAGAGAGAGAUGAAAUACAGAGACAGAGCAGCUGAGCGGAGGGAGAAGUACGGCAUCCCAGAGCCCCCUGAGCCCAAGCGCAAGAAGGUCUAUGAUGCUGGCACAGUGAAUUACGAGCAGCCCACCAAAGAUGGCCUUGACAACAGUAACAUAGGCAACAAGAUGCUGCAGGCCAUGGGCUGGAGGGAAGGUUCGGGCCUGGGGAGAAAAUGUCAGGGCAUCACAGCACCCAUUGAGGCCCAAGUACGGAUGAGAGGAGCUGGCUUGGGAGCCAAGGGCAGUUCCUACGGCGUCUCUACUGCGGAUUCAUACAAAGAUGCAGUGCGGAAAGCCAUGUUUGCUCGCUUCACGGAGAUGGAGUAACUCCUGCCUGCGAAGCACUUCCUUGUUAGCCAGAACUGACUGUUAAACUGUAGCCUUGGUGACCUGGCUGUAUUCUGGUUAGAGCUGACCAUUUCAUUCCCUUGGGCGAUGUUCCCCUCUCAGCAUGUAACACUUCCAUGAGCAGAUUGUUUGAACUGCCCCAACUUCAUGCU